Xyrauchen texanus (razorback sucker) is the source of this 5187-nucleotide messenger RNA. Its product is annotated as atrial natriuretic peptide receptor 1-like. The transcript has 27 exons. Gene Ontology annotation, molecular function: natriuretic peptide receptor activity; protein kinase activity; guanylate cyclase activity. The record is from RefSeq and is a predicted model, not a curated record. Lineage: Eukaryota; Metazoa; Chordata; Actinopteri; Cypriniformes; Catostomidae. Bases 125 to 3241 code for a protein of 1038 amino acids. Gene Ontology annotation, cellular component: membrane. Gene Ontology annotation, biological process: intracellular signal transduction; receptor guanylyl cyclase signaling pathway; protein phosphorylation.
CAGUUUGUCACUGGAUAGUUUUCCCCACCAUGGAUACAGGUUGUUUCUGAUGCAAAGUUUGAUUCUUGAUUUGUUUGACUCAUUUUAAUUGUCUCUGAAUUGAAGCUAGAUUCACUCUUUUGAAAUGAGUGAGUUAACAGAGCACCUCUGGAGAGCCCCAGUACUCUUGUUGCUGGCAAUGGUGUCUCUCAGUCUGGGCACAAAGUUCACCCUACUGAUCUCCUUGCCCAACACCUCCACUCCUUUCAGUGUUGGCCGGAUUGGGGCUGGAGCUCUCAUCGCCAUCAGUGCCGUAAACAGCAGCCCAGACCUUCUGCCAGGUCAUCAACUGGACUACCAUUAUGUGGAUGAUGAAUGCAAUGAUUUGCGUGGCCCAGGGAAAAUUGUAGACCUUUACCACAGACACAAAUACAGUGCUUUCAUCGGCCCGUCUUGCUCAAAUGUUUGUGCUGUGACUGCUAAACUAGCAGCUUAUUGGAACAUCGCUGUCAUCAGCCCCAUAUGUGCAGAACAACAGUUUACAGAUAAGACGGUCUACCCAACACUAACAAGAGUGUUUGGACCUUUUACUAAACUAGGAGCUUUUUUUGUGGAGAUCUGUAAACAGUUUGGCUGGCAGCGCAUCGGCAUUAUCCAUGACAGCAAACCAGCCUGGAAUAUUCCAGCUGAGGGGAUCAGGUACAAAGCAGAGCACAAUAACAUCACAGUGGCCAAAUAUAUAGAGAUCCAUAGUUCGCUCUCCCAAGGGUCUUUGCCGACAACCUGGUCCUGGGUUCUAACAGAGAUAGCUCAAGUUUCCCAUGUAAUUGUGAUAUCAGCACGCGGCGAGGUGGUCCGCAGCUUGCUAAUUGAAGCUCACAAGAAAGGCCUGACCAAUGGAGAUUUUGUUUUCUUCUGUUUUGAGCCGUACAGUCUAAAAGAGUUGUUUGGCAAUUUUGACUGGAAACAAGGUGAUGAUUUUGACUCAGUGGCAAGGCAAGCCUACCAGGCCUUGUUUUUCCUGUCUCUGUAUAAACCUAGUGAUGAACGGUACCGGGCAUUCUCCAAGAGUGUCAUCAGAAGAUCCAAAAAAGAUUUUGGAUAUACGUAUGCUGCUGAUGAAAAGGUGUCAGUGCUUGUGGCCAUAGCCCAUGACAGUGUCUGGCUCUACGCCCUGGCAUUAAACGAAACCUUGGCAGAAAAUGGAAACCCAUAUGAUGGCUUUGCUAUCAGCAGACGAAUGUGGAACAGGACCAUUACAGGUAUCCAAGGAGACGUAACUAUGGAUGCAAGUGGAGAUUGUGAAUCAGGAUAUAUGAUGAAACACAUUCAGGGUAGUGAUAACCAAUUUCAGGUCAUUGCAAACUACUUUGGGACUGAUAAGGUCUAUGAGCCAGUAAAAGGGGUUCAAGUCACCUGGCCAGGAGGUCGGACAACUCCUCCAAAAGACUCUCCAGAUUGUGGCUUUAGGGGAGAACUCUGCAUUAAUCUGGAGAGAAAGAUCUCCAUUGCUGUGGGGAUUAUUGCUGGCUUGGUGGCCACGGGUACUCUUGCAAUCUGUGUUUUAUACAGAAAGUACAAACUCCAGGAAGAAGCAUCCAAGAUGCUGUGGACAGUCAGUGCUGAUGAUGUCAUAAUGAUGGAGCAUCACUUCUCAACCUGGCCAACAAAGACCCACAGAUCAAAAUCUAUUCAGGCUUCUUUGGAGUCAAUAAUUUGCAGCAUGCAAGACAAGCCAUCAGCACACAGAACUGCAGUCUACAAAGGGACAGUCUGUUCUGUUUGCUUUCUGAACACACGGAGUGCUCAUCUGAGCAGCGAGCUAAUGGAUGAGCUCAAACAGUGCAGAGAUCUGACCCACUAUAACAUUUGUAAAUUUAUUGGAGCCUGCCUGGAGACCCCUCAACCUUUCAUUCUCACAGAGUACUGCCCUAAAGGAAGCCUGCAGGACAUUUUGAAGAAUGAGUCUAUUAAGCUGGACUGGAGUUUUAAGUGUUCCCUCAUGCUGGACAUUGUAAAGGGCAUGGACUAUUUGCAUCAUAGUCCCCUGCACUCUCACGGUCAUCUCUCCUCAUCAAGCUGUGUGGUAGACAGUCGCUUUGUGUUGAAGGUCACUGAUUUUGGAUUCAGUGAUCUCAGGCUUUCAGACAGGGAGCAAAGCCCCGAUUCUGACCCCUGGAUUGCUCUGCUGUGGAGGGCACCUGAGUUGCUGAGGCACUCCAUGCCUGCUAAAGGUACUCAAAAAGGGGACAUUUACAGUUUUGCCAUCAUUGCUCAAGAUGUGGUAUAUCGCAGAGGGCCUUUUUACAUUCCUAACAGCCCCUUCACUGCCAAAGAGAUCGUGGAGAGGGUAAGGGCGGGCGGCUGUAACCCACUGAGGCCGCACACAGACAGAGCAGAGUGUGAAGAGGAGCUGGAGGGACUUCUGGCCAGCUGCUGGAGAGAGAAACCUGCAGAGAGACCGGACUUCUUUUCUCUUAGGACUGCCAUCAAGAAACUCUGCCCUAAUGGAGGGUCUGAAAACAUUCUAGAUAACCUUCUGUCCCGUAUGGAACAGUAUGCGUGUAAUCUUGAAGAGAUAGUCAGUGAGCGAACCGCUCAACUCCAGGAAGAGAAGAAGAGAGCAGAGGGACUUCUCACGCAGAUGUUGCCAAGAUCUGUAGCUGCGCAGCUCAUAGCGGGAAAGACAGUGAGAGCUGAGACGUACGACUGCGUCACCAUCUAUUUCAGUGACAUUGAAGGCUUCACUGCCAUGUCAGCUUCCCUCACACCAAUGCAGGUUGUGAACGUGCUGAAUGACUUGUACACAUACUUCGACAAUAUCAUUGACAACCACAAUGUUUAUAAGGUUGAAACCAUUGGUGAUGCCUAUAUGGUAGUGUCAGGCUUGCCUAUAAGAAAUGGAGACGACCAUGCAAAAGAAAUAGCUAGAAUGUCUUUAGCUAUAGUGCAGGGCAUGAGGAGCUUCCACAGUCCACACGUAUCUCAACAGCAGUUGAGAGUCCGCAUUGGAGUCCAUUCAGGGUCCUGUGUUACAGGGGUUGUGGGUCUGAAAAUGCCACGCUACUGUUUAUUUGGAGACACCGUGAACACUGCCUCCAGAAUGGAGACAUAUGGAUUACCACUGAGAAUCCAUGUGAGCAGUUCCACCAAGUCUCUCCUUGACACUUUCAAGACUUUUCAUUGUGAACUGAGAGGUGACAUCCAAAUAAAGGGAAAGGGCUGGGUGAGAACGUUCUGGCUUUUGGGAGAGGACCAGUGAUAUAAAUGUUCUUCUAAAUAGUAUUUCCUCCCCUUUUUUACAUUGGACAAGACUCAUUCCAAGAGUGCUAAUAUUUACUAGAGUAUAACAGCACUGGAAUGAUUGACUGUUUGUAUCCGUAUGCUUGUCUGUGUUUGCGGCAUUCCAGACAGGCUGUCAGUCAAUGCAUUUACACACACAAUGGUUGAUCCUGGUUUGGCUUCGUUUUGAAAAAUGUGUUGUUCAGCAGAGGAAUAAUAGAAAAAAAAUAACUGUCCAUAUUGUGUCUAAUACACUUAUAUACAACAGUUAGUUCCUGUCCUCGAAUCUGAUUGUACUAGAGGCAUUGCAAGAGUGUUGAUAUAGUAGUCAUAUCAGCUCUGGUACCCUUCACUGUUUGUACUUGUCCGCUUAUGUUCGUGGCAUUCCAACUACAGUCUAAGAGCAGAAGAGUCUGGUUUCUGUGUCAGUGUCAAAAUUAGUUCCCCCAAGAAAUAUACAAGAAUGAAACUGGCAUCCCUCAUGUUUUCUCUCUGACAACAAAACACUUGAACAUGAGUGAAAUACAGUAGGAUAUUUCCCAUAGCAAGUCCGAUAGCAAGCAUCACUGAACGAUCGCUCGGAGCGGAUUACUACUGGAUUACCGCUGAAAAAUCUAGAUAAACUAACAGCUUCAGCAUUACUGUUCAUCACUGCUUGGGUGUUGCAACAGACGCAGGUAAUCACAUGUUCAGUCGCUCUCUCUCUCUCUCUCUCUCUCUGUUAUUCACACAAACGCACACGUCCUUUGAUCUUGUGACACUUUUGAAAGCGUGGGCACAUCUUUUGAACUAACAAUGCAGAUUCUCAUGCAUGAUGGAAGAAAGUAGUUCCAUGCACAAUUCAGUUUUUUGGGACAUUCCUUAGUGUUUCUUAGGCCUAGUCCACACUGAUAUUUUUUUGUUUGAAAACGCAUCUUUUUCUCUCCGUUUUGGCCUUCCGUCCACACUGAGAUGGCGCUUUUGUCGGCGAAAACUGAGCUUUUUGAACACGUACUCCAAAGUGGAUACAUAUGAAAACGCAGUUUUCGUGUUGUAGUGUGAAUUGUGAAAACGGAUGCUUUGGAAAAUGACGAUGCAUUUUUAGUCAUGUGAUCUAUCCAACCAAAACAAUCAAGAUGGCCUGUGUUAUAGCGGCGCUGUUGUGCCUGAUACUCACUUUGAUAGCGUUGUUAAAAAAUAAAUGUCACGUUGUACAACUUUCACAUUGCAUUCCUUCAAAUUCGAAGGGAAGUUUACUCGGAAUUGGUGUCCACCGAUGGAACACGAGGACAAUUGCGUUUCAGACCGCACAUGCAGCGGGGAUUUUCCCCAUGCGCAGUGACACGAUUUAAGCAUUUUCAUACGUUUCAGUGUGGACGAGCAACUUUUGGAAAACGCUUCAAAAUGUUAGUGUGGAACCUUUUGAGUGGAACUUUUGAAACGAAAACGCCGCUUUCAAAUGUAUCCGGGUUAAUGUAGACGAAGCCUUUGUUAUUUAUUGCUUGUUCGUUGAAUUGUUGUAUAAAAGCAAAAUCACACUCACAAUCAUGCUGUCGCACUAAAUAUCAACACUCUUGCUCUUGUGAAAUGUACAGUUUGCUGUGUUAUAGUUCACAGAUUAUUUAUAAGUAGCAAAGAAGUGUUUUCUCUAUUACAAAAUUCUGUCCAAAUGACAUUUCUCUUCAAAUUAUUAUUAUUAUUGUUAUUAUUAUUAGCUCAUCUCUGAAUUGCAGUUAUUGUAUAAUACUUAUAUUAUCCACAACAAUGAUUGGGCUGGAACGGAAAGAUAGUAUCAAAAAUAUCUGAUUUGUUAUUUUUCAUUUAUUUAAUUAUUCAAUUGUGUUUUGUUUAUAACAUUGUAAAUGUGAUUGUGCAUUGUAUGUAUUUUUGCACAUUAUAACAAUAUUGAUUCCAUCCAUAUCAACAUGUCACAAUAAAUUCUGUCAU